Molecule: messenger RNA, 1620 nt
Organism: Striga asiatica
Lineage: Eukaryota; Viridiplantae; Streptophyta; Magnoliopsida; Lamiales; Orobanchaceae
Source: the annotation of a GenBank genome assembly
GUGGGUGUAAAAAUCUUAGAUGGGAAAAUAGAGAGGCUUCGGACCAAAAUCCAAAACCUCUUUCGCAUAGAUUUUACCCUUCAACGCUAUCCUCAUUCAUCUUCUACGCUCCAGCUGGCAGUGGAGAUGGCCAUGGCCACUGUAAAUCAAGUCCAUUUUCCAUCAAACGCAAGGCCGAUCACUAGCAAUUUCAUGGCUGGUUCUGUUUCAGCUCUUGGUUUCGCUUUGCUCGGCACUUGUAAAUGUCCAGCUCUUACAGACUCCAAGCGCGGUCGAAGUUGUGUCACGUUUGCUUCGGUGGCGCCGGUCGAGGAGAAUACUGAAACAAAGACUGCCGUGAUCAGAAUUGGCACCAGGGGCAGUUGCUCUGAUUUCGAGUUCAUGUGCGUUUUGAAUGGCCAUGUUAUGGACAGCCCACUUGCUCUCGCACAAGCUUAUGAAACCCGAGAUAAACUGAUUAGUUCACAUCCGGAGCUAACCGAGGAUGGGGCUAUCCAAAUCGUGGUCAUUAAGACAACUGGCGACAAAAUCGUGAGUCAGCCGCUGGCGGAUAUUGGCGGGAAGGGUCUAUUCACCAAGGAAAUAGAUGAGGCCCUCAUUAAUGGCGAUAUUGAUAUAGCUGUCCACUCCAUGAAAGACGUCCCAACGUAUCUCCCUGAAAAGACUGUACUGCCUUGCAAUCUUCCUCGGGAGGAUGUUCGGGAUGCUUUCAUUUGCUUGAAUGCCAACUCUCUACCCGAGCUUCCGGCAGGCAGUGUUGUUGGCACGGCUUCUUUGAGAAGGAAGUCACAACUUCUCUAUAGAUAUCCAUCGCUAAAGGUGCUGGAGAAUUUCCGAGGUAAUGUGCAGACAAGGCUAAGAAAACUGAACGAGGGGGUGGUCCAGGCAACACUACUGGCACUAGCAGGUUUGAAGCGCCUAAACAUGACCGAAAAUGUGACUACAGUUCUAUCCAUUGAUGAUAUGCUUCCUGCUGUGGCCCAAGGGGCCAUCGGGAUUGCGUGCAGAUGUGAUGAUGACAAAAUGGCAACUUAUUUGGCAUCCUUGAAUCAUGAGGAUACAAGAUUAGCUGUAGUGUGUGAAAGGGCUUUUCUUGAGAAAUUGGAUGGUUCUUGUCGGACACCGAUUGCUGGGUAUGCCCGUCGAGAUGAGGAUGGGAAUUGUGUUUUUAAAGCACUGGUGGCAUCACCCGAUGGAACCCAAGUGCUUGAAACCUCAAGGAGGGGCCCUUAUGCUUAUGAAGAUAUGAUAAAGAUGGGUGUGGAUGCUGGUGAGGAACUUCUGUCACGAGCUGGUUCUGGUUUCUUUUACAGAUGAGUAGUUGAACUAUAAAUUAACGGGAGAUUCUGAUAUAUUAUGCCCUUCCUAUCCUUUUUGAGAUUUAGCAACUAGUCUGAGUUGUGUUGCCUUUGUUGUUUUGCGAGUUAGGAUUUUUUUUCUUGUGUGUGUGUGCGCGCGUGUGCAUGCCCGCACUCAUUUUUUAAACAUCUUGUAACUUUUGUGCCACGUAUAAUGGUAUGGAAUUUGAUAGAAAUAGAAUAAAUUGGAUAAUAGAAUGAUUAUGAGAAAGAAAUAAAAUAAGUUUUUUUGGCAUGCAAAACGAAUAAGUUUUGAAUGGAG